This is a messenger RNA of Drosophila novamexicana, 1197 nucleotides long. RefSeq names its product putative odorant receptor 69a. Gene Ontology annotation, biological process: detection of chemical stimulus involved in sensory perception of smell; sensory perception of smell. NCBI's taxonomy places the organism in Eukaryota, Metazoa, Arthropoda, Insecta, Diptera, Drosophilidae. Gene Ontology annotation, molecular function: odorant binding; olfactory receptor activity. Gene Ontology annotation, cellular component: plasma membrane. The transcript has 3 exons. The record is from RefSeq and is a predicted model, not a curated record. Bases 1 to 1197 code for a protein of 398 amino acids.
AUGCGGCUAAAGGACUUCAUGCACUUUCCGGACAUUGGCUGCCGACUAGCUAUGAUGCGGUGUUACGAGUGGUUUGGCAGCGAAACGCCGCGUGUUCAUCAGACAUUGGCUCAGCGUGUGUGGUUUCGAUUUGGUGCCUUGAAUCUGAUCUAUCAAAACUUGGGCAUGGUCAUCUAUCUGUUCAUGGCAAAGUCACAGGUCGACAAGCUUAGCACGAUUGUAGCACAGAUUUCGGAGACCUGCAGCGUGAUGGGCCUGACGUUGGUUGGGGCCUGUAAUAUGUGGAUGCUGCUGCAAUAUCGCAGCGAUAUUGAGUCCAUGUUGGCCGACUUGCAACAGCUGUAUCCCAAUCGAGGCAUCCAAAGUCGGGUCUAUCGCAUUGAGUAUUACUUUGAGAAGUCGACGCGCCUGAUGAGAUACACGGCCAUUUUCUUCAUCUCUGCCUAUGGCUACUACAAUGCUUUGCCCGUUUUGCAGCUGCUGUAUGAGCUGCUGGCAGACUCGCAGCACGUCAGUUACCAGUACCAGAGCAAUACCUGGUAUCCCUGGCAGCUACUGGCCGCUCCGGAUUCAUCUAUAAGUUUCAUCGCAGCGUAUCUCUGCCAGGCACUGUCCUCACUGGUGGGCGUUGCCUUUAUUAUGAUAAGCCAGUUCUUGUUGUGCUUUUUCAUUACCCAAAUGCGUCUGCAUUUCGAUGCCUUGGCCAAUGGUCUCUACUAUCUGGAUGCUAGACAGCCAGAUGCUAAUGAGCAGCUGAAGGUGUUGAUUGCCUACCACAGCCGUCUGCUGUGCAUUGUGGACAAAAUCAAUGACAUCUUUAACUUUAUGUUCCUGAUCAAUUUCACAACAUCUACGAUUGCCAUCUGCCUGAUGGCCUUUGCCAUGGUCAUGAUCAGUUUGGCCUCGACCUUUAAAUACUCCGUGGGACUGCUUUCCUUUUUGGUCUUUACGCUCUUCAUUUGCUACAAUGGCACCGAGCUCACCUCGGCAAGCGACAAACUGCUCCCUGCUGCCUUCUACAACAAUUGGUACGACGGCGAUUUGGUUUAUAGAAAGAUGUUACUCUUCUUAAUGAUGCGCUCCUGCGAGUCGCGAGUGCUGCGCGCUUACAAAUUCACGCCCGUUUCUAUGGCUACUUAUAUGGCCAUGUUGAAAUUUUCCUAUCAGCUUUUUACUUUUGUGCGUGCUAUGAUAUAG